CCUCUCCUGUUGCUCGGUAGCUUAGGCUGCACUCUGCCGUCUAAAAGGUCGCCUGUGAUAAACAUAGGGUCUCCCUCCUCCGCCCUCAAACCUUGUCUGCUACGACUUUCGCUGUGACAUUCAGUCUUUUCCAUGCUGGAGGAAGUAGUUGCGAGCAAUGUGAUAGACAGAGGGGGACGCUGCUGUCUUGGCUGGACCUGCUGCUGCAACCACGUGUCUCUCUCUCUCUCUCUGGCUGUGACACAGUAGCAAGGAAAUUGGUGGGAUCUUUCUUUAUCUCCACAAAGGAAAGGUGACCUGCACAAUCAAGGCUGGCCGCGAUGGAGGAGGACGUGGGCAGCAUGCAGCAGAAGGCUGCUGAGCUGGAGCACAUGGCCGAAGUCUUGCUCACUGGGGAGCAGUUACGGCUCAGACUGCAUGAAGAAAAGAUAAUUAAAGAUCGAAGGCAUCAUCUCAAGACAUAUCCAAACUGUUUUGUUGCCAAAGAAUUGAUUGACUGGCUGAUUGAUCACAAAGAGGCCUCAGACAGAGAGACAGCAAUUAAACUUGUGCAGAAAUUAUUGGAUUGCAGUAUUAUCCAUCAUGUUUGUGAUGAGCAUAAGGAAUUCAAGGAUGUCAAACUUUUCUACCGCUUUAGGAAAGAUGAUGGAACAUUCCCACUGGAUAAUGAGGUGAAGGUGUUCAUGAGAGGACAGAGGCUAUAUGAAAAGCUGAUGAAUUCUGAGAACACACUUUUACUAGCCAGGGAAGAGGAGAGCGUCAAGUAUGAACGGACCUUCAUGGCAUCUGAAUUUAUUGAGUGGCUGAUCCAGGAAGGAGAAGUCACAACAAGGACUGAGGCAGAACAACUUGGCCGUAGACUGUUGGAGCAUGGGAUUAUACAGCACGUGUCCAACAAGCACCAUUUUAUGGAUAGCAACCUGCUGUACCAGUUCAGAAUGAAUUUCCGCCGGCGACGGAGGCUGAUGGAGUUGCUCCCUGAGAAAUCCCGUUUGAUGCCAGAAAGUCACGACAGUCCCUUUUGCCUGCGCAAGCAGAACCAUGACAACAGAAAGCACACCAGUUUUCAGUCAGUGAGUCCCACCAAGGAGAUAAAGAUCGUAUCAGCAGUAAGAAGGAGUAGCAUGAGCAGUUGUGGCAGUAGCGGUUACUUCAGCAGCAGCCCUACCCUCAGUAGCAGUCCCCCAGUAUUAUGCAACCCAAAAUCUGUAUUAAAGAGACCAGUGACUUCUGAUGAACUCUUGAUGCCUGGAGCCCCAUAUGCAAGAAAAACAUUCACAGUUGUCGGUGAUGCUGUUGGGUGGGGCUUUGUUGUACGGGGGAGCAAGCCAUGCCAUAUUCAGGCUGUGGAUCCCAGUGGCCCUGCAGCUGCGGCAGGAAUGAAGGUCUGUCAGUUUGUGGUUUCUGUGAAUGGACUCAAUGUUCUCCAUGUGGACUACAGGACAGUGAGCAAUCUCAUUCUGACUGGCCCUCGAACUAUUGUCAUGGAAGUGAUGGAGGAAUUAGACUCCUGAGAAGGAAAUUUCCUCGCUGGAAGCUGUGAAUAGAAAUAGAAGAAUCAGUGCAAAGCCAAACAACACAAGGGGGCGAAACCUUGCCUUGUCUAACUAGAUUAUUUUGUCUUUCAGGUGCUUUCCCCUUCAGUUUAACAAUCGUAGCUGUGAUUCAUAUGCUAAGAAGUGAACAGUAUAUACCAUCAUGUUAUCAUUUAGGACCUGAUCCUGCAAACUGUUCUGCUGAAGACAAGGACCAGGUCUUUAGUUGUCAAUCCAGCUGUAUCUGUUGGGAUGGUAUCCUGCUUAAAAGGCUGCAAGUAACUUCCCUUGCCAUUCAACCAUGUGAUCACAAUACUUGAAAAGAGGAAUGUUUGGUAAGGACUUUCAAUAUGGUUGGCAUGGCAUAUGAAUGUUAGUGUACUCCCCUCCGUGUAAUACAGAUGUGUCCAAAGUGCGGCCCCAGGAGAGCAGCUGCCUGCUUCUGCUCCCUCUCUCUGAUCAUAAAGCAAAGAGAAAGGUGAUCAACUUCAGGUGUUUAUUGUCAGGGAAUUCAAACAAGUAGCAGACAACAUUAAAAUUCGUAGAUAUGAAAAAAAGUGUGUGCCUUUCUGUGUUAUGCACUGAGUUUCCAGAGCUGGGUAGCCCUAUAAAAACCUGCAGCAAUUGUUCUACGAAGGAAAAUACAAGAACACACAAAUGUUAUGGAGGUGUGCAUUAAUUUUUCAUUUUGAAAAUAUGGCCUUUGAAAACCAGACCUCUUAUCUAGAUGUCUAAGUACAGAUUUAGGAGCCCAAGUUUGAAAAUUUUGGGUCUAUAUAUCUUCUGUCUAAACUACAUGUGGCUCUUAGUCUCCUGGUAACUUGUCGAUGUGGUUCUUUCCACAAAGCCUGGAUAUCCCUGAUAUCAGAAGAAUGAUAACAUGUUAGAGAGCCGAAGUCAGAGAAUCACAAUGUUAGCAUUAGCAUUGAAAUAUUUAGUAGCUUGGAUAUGGUACAGUACACUUCAAAUUGAAGCAAUGCACUUGAAUGUGUCUUUGAUUAUCAGCAUUUUCAAACCAUUAAAUGCUUGAAAACUACAGAUGCAUCACAUAAUUUACAUCUGAUGCAUUAAUAACAUGUUGUAUUUAACUGACUCUUCCUCAUUUUAAAACCAAGCAGGAAUUUUUGUUGAUGAACUUGUGAAAAAAUAUUUUUAAAAUGUAUAGUUGAAUGAUAUACUUUACUGAAUCUAAAUUGCUUCUCAGCUCUAUGAUAUCUGGCGUGCCAUAGGUCUCUCAAACUGAGAUUAAUUGAAUGUAUACAGUCUUGUUCACAAAACAUAAAUAUGUAUAUCUAUAGAUUGUAGGCAUUCUGGUACUGUUCAGUUUAUAUACAGUAAUACUUUUUAAAUUAAAAAAAUGAAUGCUUGACCUUCA
Molecule: messenger RNA, 2910 nt
Organism: Caretta caretta (loggerhead turtle)
Lineage: Eukaryota; Metazoa; Chordata; Testudines; Cheloniidae
Gene: DEPTOR
Product: DEP domain containing MTOR interacting protein
Biological process (GO): G protein-coupled receptor signaling pathway; intracellular signal transduction; negative regulation of TOR signaling
Cellular component (GO): plasma membrane
Molecular function (GO): protein binding; guanyl-nucleotide exchange factor activity; GTPase activator activity
Source: RefSeq, a predicted model, not a curated record